GGGCCAGCUCCCUGACUGAGUGAAAGUUGACCGGCCGCCCGCUAGAUACCAGCUUCUCCCAGUCCUCUUGGAGACCACUGACAUCCCCGCUGCUGGGGCAGUGAUCGGGGCCCAGCACGGCAAUCCAGCCCACGGGGCUCACACCGCACUCCUCGUCACCAUAUCUGCAUACUUGGGAGGGUCUGUUGCUCUCCAGCCAGCCGUCGAAUUCUGACUUAGGAGUUCUUCUGGUGUCGAACACGAUCCAAGGGUCCAUGUCUGCAGCCAUGGCCUCGGCAGCGUAAGUGUCCGCGGUAAAGGGGGACUCCAUGUCACCUUCAGGCUGCGUCACAGUUUCCUCUUCCUCCAUGAUGCUUCGAAACUUCGGGUCCUGUUAUGGAGGAAGAAAUAGAUGUCUUUUCACAACUUAACUGCUAUUAUACUACUUGAAGCACAUUAUGGGGGAGAAUUAUAUGACAUUUCUUUACAUCGCAGUGUAUUCUCGUCAACUCAUAUGCUAGUUAGCCACGUUAGCUACUUCACCGUCCCUAGUUUAUAGUGAAACGCCAUUGUAUGACAUCUUUCUACAGUCACAUUUGACAACCAAAGAGACACAGGAAUCGUAAACCUUACACCGUUACCUGUGCUGACACAAUCGGCGACGAAUAAGUCCACUCUGCGGCAAAACACGCCGGAGGUUAGUAGCCCUCAACAGCUUUAGAUUGCGCUUGCACACUUAUGUCAGGUGUUACGGUAACAAAUAAGAGCGGUGACGUGCGUGAACGAGUCGAGUUUUUAAACAGUUCUUUGGAGUGACUGACACAAAACUGAUUCGCUUGUUUUUAUUCUUGUUUUAUGCUUUGUUCUUGUCCACCCUUCCUUCGCGGAAUUUGGGCUGUCCACAGCACGCUCCAUUCAGGUUCACGCAGCCAGGGGCGGAUUGGCCUUACACCGUAAGGGCCGGUAUUCAGGGCGGCAGGUGUUGAAAAGAGAAAACAUGAAUCACAAGGCUUCGAUUAGGACACAGUGGUUUAAACAAGACACUGUUUUUUAAAGGUAAACAUGGGACCGAUAAAUAUAUUUGUAAAGUUUCGGAGACAGUAGAGCUGUUCGUAAUCAGGAAAAAGCCGAAAGAAACAAACAAAAAUGUAUGUAUUGUAAUGACCCUUAGGGGUAUUAUGUGUUAUGUGUUGUAUUUGCGCAUGUGUUGCAAAGGAGAUAUAUGUUGAGUGUUACAGUAUUAUGGAUAUAGCCUGUAAGUCGUAGCUAUCAUUCACAACCGGGGGGUGGCGGUAGCCGCAGUAUUAUAACCUGCAUCCGCCUUUAAACGGCAAAGAAGAAGUGACGUAUUCCUCGCGCAUGCGCGGCACUGAUUGCGUUUCCGGUACGGAUUGCGUAGUGCCCUCUUUCCACCGCGUGGAUUCUACACUCUGAAUUCAGCUACUGACGACAACUUUUUUGAAAAGUCACAUUCUUCAACGCUGCAUGAACAUUUCCGGUUACAUCCCGACGACAAUGUCAACCAAUGCUGGCGUAUUGUUAAAUGGAGACGAAGACGCAGAUUUCAAGACGUUUGUCAUCUUAUACUACAAAGCCUUGAAUGGCUGUGGAAUACCUCAAAUGUAUUGGAGGAGCCUAUAUCACAAAAUCACCAACCAGGCUUACAGAUGAGGUUGGACAAGAAUCAAACGUAACAAGAAAGACGAGUGGAGGAAUGAAGAUUAGCCGCAGCAAGAUGGAGUAUACAAUUUAUGAUGCUGGGAAGGUGUUUGGAAUCAUGCAGAUCCAGGAAAAUGAGGAUGAUUGGAAUACUGUUGAAUGUGUAGACAAGGAAAAGUCUGGAACAGUGAUUGGCUCCAAAGUAAUUGUGACCCAAAAGAGUGGACUGCAAACCUCACAGCCAACAAGCAUUUUCUUGGUUGACCAUGCAUGGACAUACCGUGUUGGUCAUGCACGUCAGCAGCUGGAGCAGAUUCCUGGCCUGUUGCAAAGAAUGGCUUCCCUCAUGACAUUGGACUUCAAUGAGAAAGACCCUGCUGCUGACACAGUCCAGCUGGUGAUGGACCGUAUGUGGCUGUACAACCAGACUUACCAACUUUCCCAAGGGUCUGCAGAGGAGAAGGUUCCUGUGUGGUACAUCAUGGAUGAGUUUGGUUCUCAGGUGCAACACUGUGACCAGCCCAGCUGUGGCAUGGCUCCCUUCUUCUAUGCUCAGGAGCAAAUGGCCUACACUGUACUCUGGCCUAUCAUUGACCUGCAAGAGGGAGAUGAAGUAACGCGUGACUUUGCAUAUGGUGAGUCAAACCCUCUGGUUAGACAAUGCCGUUUGUUACCAUGGAUACCUGCUGAUCUUCGAGAGCUUAGUGGCAGAACCACAGAACCACCGGAUUCCUACUAUGAGGCAGUUCUUCAGGAGAACAAAGAGCUCCUUCCUGUGGAAAUCCAACCCUCCACUUUACCCAAGGACAAAAUACUUAAGGUUUACUCUGAAAUGUCACAAGUAACUGACAACUUGACACACACAAGGUUCCAGCUGACAGAUAAUGAGGAGGAGGCCGAUAUAAUUUGGAGCUACAACCACAUCAAAGACUUCAGGAUGCUGAGUGAGGCUCGACCUCAUGUGAUGCUGAAUCAGUUUCCCUGUGAGAACCUCAUCACUGUGAAGGACUGCCUUGCUGCCAUGGCCCGAAGAUUGAACAGUGGUUCAGAUAUAAUACCGGAGACCUUCAACCUUCAGACGGAGCUUCCACAGUUCAUACGGCACUAUCAACUGAGACAGCAAAGGGCCCAAGAUAACCACUGGAUAUGCAAGCCCUGGAAUUUGGCCCGUGGGAUGGACAUACACAUCACUAACAAUCUGAACUGCAUAAUCCGACAGAGAGAGAGUACACCUAAGGUGGUGUGUAAAUACAUUGAGGAUCCAGUACUGUUCAACAGGGAGGACGUAGGAUUGGUCAAGUUUGACAUCCGCUACAUGUUGCUAUUGCGCUCUGCCAAACCUCUGCGUCUCUAUGCCUACAAUGUCUUCUGGCUACGCUUUGCUAACAGACCCUUUUCCCUGGACCGUUUUGAUGACUACCAGAAACACUUUACUGUUAUGAACUAUACAGAAGGUGUGGAGCUGAAACAGGUCCACUACGAUGACUUCAUCCCCAUGUUUGAGAAGCAGUACCCCAAUCACCCAUGGAAGGAAGUGGAAUCAAAGUUGUUUGAAUCAUUCAAGCUUAUCUUCCAAGCUGCUUGUUCUCGACCUGCUCCAUAUGGUAUAUGUCCAUACCCGUCCUCCAGGGCCAUCUAUGCUGUGGAUCUCAUGCUCAAGUGGAAAACACUGGACAAUGGUGAGCGUGUGAUGGUUCCUCAGAUUCUUGAGUUCAAUUUUAGUCCAGACUGCACCCGGGCCUGCUUCUACCACCCAGACUUUUACAACCACAUGUUUCAGACUCUGUUUUUGGACCAGCCCGAGGACUGCCCUGUUACUCAUAUUGCAUGAUUAUUUACUACGCUUAUAUUGAUAUCGCUUUUGGAGUUUUAUCUUGCCAUUCAGCCCAGAGAUUUGUAAAUGACUUACUUUGUUUUUCAAGAAGUUGACAAGGGUAAUUAAAUCCAUUUACAUUAAA
Messenger RNA from Doryrhamphus excisus (bluestripe pipefish), 3596 nucleotides. RefSeq names its product tubulin tyrosine ligase-like family, member 12 (gene ttll12). The record is from RefSeq and is a predicted model, not a curated record. Gene Ontology annotation, cellular component: cytoplasm. Lineage: Eukaryota; Metazoa; Chordata; Actinopteri; Syngnathiformes; Syngnathidae. Gene Ontology annotation, biological process: protein modification process.